AAAUGCGCAUACCCCCCUUUCAUCUUCACUAACAAAUCACAAAACUCACACACGAUCGAAACCCUAGAAUCACAAAAACAAUAACCUGAAAUCAAUAAACCUAAUUUCACCAAAACUAUCAUCUCCUUAACCUUUUGGAUGAUCAAUUUCCACAACUCAAACAAUCCUACAAAUUCAACAACCAAUGGGAGCCAGUAGAAAGCUUCAAGGUGAGAUCGAUCGAGUUUUGAAGAAAGUUCAAGAAGGCGUUGAUGUUUUCGACAGCAUAUGGAACAAGGUUUACGACACUGAUAAUGCGAAUCAGAAGGAGAAAUUUGAAGCAGAUUUGAAGAAAGAGAUUAAGAAACUUCAGAGGUAUAGAGACCAGAUUAAGACAUGGAUACAGUCCAGUGAGAUCAAGGAUAAAAAGGUUAGUGCCUCUUAUGAGCAGGCUUUAAUGGAUGCGCGCAAGCUUAUUGAGCGUGAAAUGGAACGGUUUAAGAUUUGUGAGAAGGAGACAAAGACAAAAGCUUUCUCUAAGGAAGGCCUGGGACAGCAGCCUAAAACGGAUCCAAAGGAGAAAGCCAAGUCAGAGACCAGAGACUGGUUGAACAAUACGGUGUCUGAGCUGGAAUCUCAAAUUGAUAGUUUUGAAGCCGAGAUGGAGGGGCUGUCUGUUAAGAAAGGAAAGGCAAAACCUCCUAGAUUGACACAUUUAGAAUCAUCAAUUACUCGUCACAAGGCUCAUAUAAUGAAGCUAGAGUUGAUAUUGAGGCUGUUAGAUAAUGACGAAUUGAGUCCUGAGCAAGUUAAUGACGUUAAGGAAUUCAUUGAUGAUUAUGUGGAACGAAAUCAGGAGGAUUUUGAUGAAUUUGAGGAUGUAGAUAUGCUAUACAACACCUUAUCAUUGGACAUGGUAGAUGCAUUAGAAGAUCUGGUUUCCAUUGUGCCACCUGGUCUUGUUAAGGGUGUUGGUGCUACCAGUGUUGCUCUAAGUAUGAAAAAUUCUGUGUCUUCACCUUCUGUUCAAUCACCGGUAGCUACAGUCCCGGAUCAAGUCGAGGAAACGCUGUCUCACGACAAUAGUUCAGAUCACGGGCCGAAGACCCCAGCUCCAAAAGCCAGUACAAUCUUGUCUUCUUCUCCAUUGCCAGUUGGCACUCAUGCAGCUACUCCUGUUGCUGCUGCUGCUGCUUCUUCAAUCCUUACAGGUCAAAGUCCUGCCAGGGGUAUUUUAGACAAUACAGUCUCCACCGUUCCUUCUUCACCCGUUAGCAAGGAAGAAGACGUUGGAGGAUUUCCUGGUCGUAAAUCAUCUCCAGCUUUUAAUCUGGGUAGAGGCAGUUUGACUUUGACAAAUCCGUCUUCAAUUACUACCAGUAGUAAUAUUUCUACCAAUAGUGUUGCUGUUGCUCCUUCGGUUUCUGAGAGAGUUAGUGGCAUGGUACACCAAUCACCGGUUUCGUCUUUGAGUAACAGAAUGAUGUUGUCGCAAGGUGGCGCCAAAACCAGUGACGGUGGUGAUAAUGGCAACGGUGGUGACGCUAGUGGUAUGACCCCUAGAGUCUUCUCACCUUCUGGAUUACAGUGGAGGCCUGGAAGUCCCUUUCAAAAUCAGCAUGAAGGGGCACGUGGGAGACCUGAAAUUGCGCCAGAUCAGAGGGAGAAGUUUCUGCAGCGUUUUCAGCAAGUGCAGCAACAAACUCAGAGUAAUACUCUCCUUAACAUGCCUCCGAUUUCUGGAGGAAACCACAAACAAUUCUCAGCACAGCAGAGUGCUCUUUUGCAACAGUUCAAUCCUCAAAGUUCAACAGUGUUGCCACAAGGUGGGUUGGGUGGAGCAUUGUCUGCAGGUCCUAACAAUGUCACAUCUGCACAACAACCGAGUUUGAUUCAUUUGCAGUCUGGUCAACAGACAUUUAUGCCCGCUGGAUCUAAAGAUACCGAAAUUGGCAAUGCAAAGGCUGAUGAGAUGGAGCAACAGCAAAACCUGCCCGAAGAUUCAGCUGCUGAUCCGGCUCAAAUUGCUGGAAUUAACAAGAAUGCUGCGAAUGAGGAAGAUUCAAAGGUGUCAUACGCAUCAGAUAUGCAGGGCGGAGCAUCUGGGUCCAUGACCGAGCCUGCACAAAGUACACGCGAUGUUGAUCUGUCACCUGGACAGCCUUUACAACCGAAUCAGUCUGGUAGCCUUGGUGUAAUCGGUAGAAGAAGCCUUUCGGACCUCGGUGCAAUCGGAGACAACCUCGGUGGGUUACCGGUGAACUUAGGUGGCACUCACGAUCAGCAAUACAACCUACAGAUGCUCGAGGCUGCCUUUUACAAACUUCCGCAACCUAGAGACUCUGAACGGGCCAAGAGUUACACUGCAAGACACCCUGCUGUGACACCUCAAAGCUAUCCUCAAGUACAAGCUCCGAUUGUGAAUAACCCGGCCUUUUGGGAUCGUCUUGGAUCUGAUAACAUCGGCACCGAUACCUUAUUUUUUGCAUUCUACUAUCAGCAGAAUACUUAUCAACAGUAUCUGGCUGCCAAAGAGUUAAAGAAGCAAUCAUGGAGGUACCAUAAAAAGUACAACACGUGGUUUCAACGACACGAGGAACCAAAAUUUGCCACUGAUGAUUUUGAGCAGGGAACAUACGUGUACUUCGAUUUUCAUAUUGGCAACGAUGAGAUGCAAAAUGGAUGGUGCCAAAGAAUCAAGACGGACUUCAAAUUCGAGUACAACUUUCUUGAAGAUGAACUAAUCGUGUAAAUACAGAAGAAUUUGAUGACAUGGCUGCUAAAGCGAACCCCUUGCCAUUUAGAUUCAGAUGGUGUCGUCUUAUUCAGCAAUUAAAUGUCGUUAGCUUUCAAUUUGAAUGUGUGUAUCAUACCGCUAAUGAUAACACCUUAAAGGCUUAAAUUAUGCUCCCUUGUCUUCAUAGGUAUACUUAUACAGUUGUUAUUCUUACUGUCAUGAUUGAAGAUUUUAAUCUAAAUAGGUGACAUAAAUCAUUUGAUAUGA
This is a messenger RNA of Helianthus annuus (common sunflower), 2983 nucleotides long. RefSeq names its product general negative regulator of transcription subunit 3. Gene Ontology annotation, biological process: nuclear-transcribed mRNA poly(A) tail shortening; regulation of DNA-templated transcription. Gene Ontology annotation, cellular component: CCR4-NOT core complex; P-body; nucleus. The record is from RefSeq and is a predicted model, not a curated record. Bases 185 to 2731 code for a protein of 848 amino acids. The transcript is spliced from 16 exons. NCBI's taxonomy places the organism in Eukaryota, Viridiplantae, Streptophyta, Magnoliopsida, Asterales, Asteraceae.